AUGUACAAGCUGGAAUGGGAUUGCACAAUGGAGCAGCAGGCUCAGGAUGCUCUCGCCAGCUGUCCCAGCGGUUUGGGAUCAUGGUCCAAUAUGGCGCAAAAUAUGAUGACGUGGUCAAGCUCAGGUGGGUUUUCGAACCCGGCUGCGCAGAUUAGUUCGAGUCUUACAAGAUGGUGGGGAAGUGCUCAGCAGUACGGUGUGACCGAUCCAAGUAACAAAUACACAACUUCAAGCCUCUACAACUUUGCUAAUAUGGUGUUCUCCGAGACAAGCAAGAUUGGAUGUGCUUACAAAGUAUGCAGUAGCAACAAGCUGAUAUUCACCUGCCUUUACAACGGAAUUGGAUACUAUACCAAUGCUCCGAUGUGGGAAACUGGCACUGCUUGUUCAAAAGGAUCCGACUGCACCACCUUCUCCAACUCAGGAUGUGAUAAUGGUCUUUGCACGAAAGGAGCACCAGUUCCAGAGACCAACAACAACUGCUCAGCAAACUCAGGAAUGACCGAUUCGGUGCGACAAAAGUUCCUCGAUCUGCACAAUGCCUACAGGUCAAGUGUUGCACGCGGACUUGAGCCUGAUGCACUUGGAGGAAACGCACCUAAGGCAGCAAAAAUGUUGAAAAUGGUCUACGAUUGUUCCGUGGAGGCCUCAGCAUUGAAGCACGCCUCCAAAUGUGUCUACCAGCAUUCUACUAACAGUGAACGACCAGGCCUCGGCGAAAACCUUUACAUGACAUCUGCGCUAAACUUCGAUAAAGUCAAAGCUGCAACACAGUCAUCUCAAUUGUGGUGGAACGAACUGAAACAAUAUGGUGUUGGUCCGUCAAACAAUCUGACCUUGGCCUUGUGGAAUCGCCCAAACACCCAAAUUGGUCAUUAUACUCAGAUGGCUUGGGAAACCUCCUAUCGGCUAGGAUGUGCUGUUGUCCAUUGUUCCACUUUCACGUACGCUGUUUGCCAAUACGGCCCUGCAGGCAACUAUCUGAACAGACUGAUCUACACCAUCGGAAAUCCGUGCACAUCGGAUGCUGGUUGUCCUGGAUCCUACACAUGUAAUGUCGCAGAAGGUCUCUGCAAUGUCGUAUGA
Molecule: messenger RNA, 1086 nt
Organism: Ostertagia ostertagi
Lineage: Eukaryota; Metazoa; Nematoda; Chromadorea; Rhabditida; Trichostrongylidae
Source: the annotation of a GenBank genome assembly